AAAAGCCCGUGGCACGGAUAAUUCAAAUUGGGAACCCGCUUUUUGCUUUUCAUCUACGUGCAACGUCGCUGGGCUUAUAGCCACUCGCAGUGGUAGAGGAAUAAAUUGAAAGAAAAGAGCGCAACACGGUAUGCACCGCACAAAGCUUGUGAGCUUCGUUUUGGGAAGAGCAAGUUCCCACGCAGCCUCAGAGUUCUGGACAAGAGAAGAGGGAUGAGGAGCUUGGCGCUGCUGAUCUUCGUGGUCGCGGCGGCGCUGCUCACGCCGGAAGAGAAGGCCGGAUGCGAAGGAAAGGGGGCGAGCGGGUAUGGGGAGCCGGCCAACUGUAGGCGGCUCGAGUGCGCUCCGUAUCGGGUCGUUCUCUCCCGGAGCGAGUUCGAGAUCAGGAGGUACCGGAGCGCUUCGUGGAUCUCCACGCCCCCUAUCAACUCUAGCUCCUACGAGUACGCCGUCCGCAGGGGCUUUGACAUCCUCUUCUCCUACAUCCAAGGCAACAACAAGCAAGGAGCCAAAUUGGACAUGACGGCCCCGGUUCUGGUGCACGUAUUCCCGUCCACGGGCCCCUUCUGCAACUCCUCCUUCGUGGUUCAUUUCUACGUGCCCAAGAAAUACCAACCCGACCCGCCUCUCUCCGACCAGGUCCGUCCCGUGAAGCUGCCGGGCCGCCACAGCUAUGCCGGCGUCAGGAGGUUUGGCGGCUUCAUGAACGACUCCAACAUCCCCGCCCAAGUCUCCGCCUUGGAGAAGAGCCUCGAGGCGGCUAAGGGAAAUGACAGCAGCACGCUGAGGAAGCACCACCGAGUGACAGCGUGGUAUAGCGUGGCUGGAUAUAAUUCGCCGUUUGAGUACGAGAACCGCGUGAAUGAGGUUAUUUUGUGGUUUGACUAGCAGGGCUUUUCGCGGGAAAUUCUACCAAGACGAAUUUCCUGAUCAUUAAGAGUAUUUCGUAUACACUCAUUUGCUAAUGUCGAUUUCUAUGGAUUACAUACGAUUCCGUAUGUCAAUUUUUGAACAGUUUGAAAGGUUUCGAGUACUCCGAGCUGAAAUUUAUGAGAUCAAAAUGAAAUAAAUUUUGCUGAUACAUACUUAUUAAUCUUAUAAUAAAAACGUGGGAAGGAUUUUGGGUA
Messenger RNA from Eucalyptus grandis, 1127 nucleotides. RefSeq names its product heme-binding protein 2. The transcript is spliced from 2 exons. The coding region runs from base 214 to 888 and encodes 224 amino acids. The record is from RefSeq and is a predicted model, not a curated record. Lineage: Eukaryota; Viridiplantae; Streptophyta; Magnoliopsida; Myrtales; Myrtaceae.